AUGGCUGACGUUGUUGUUAGUUUUGCCUUGGAAAACUUGAAAACUUUGCUCAUCCAUGAAGCAAAUUUGUUUCGUAGAGUGAAGGAUGAUGUUAAUUUGCUUCAAGAUGAUUUUGGCAUUAUGGAUGCCUUUCUCAAAGAUUCUGAAGGGAAAGGAGAUGAUCAUUACAUGGUGAAGGAGUUAAUCAACCAAAUCAGAGAUACUGCUUUUGAUGCUGAGGAUGUCAUAAACACAUACAUGGCUCAAGUUAUUAAGCAACGGAGGAGGAACCUGCUGCUGAAACUGCUCCAUUGCUUUGAUCAUGCAGCCGUGCUUCACCAUGUUGCCGAGAAAACCCCCAGCGUCAAGAGAAAGAUUGAGAAUAUUUAUGCCAAUAAAACAAUAUUUGGCAUAGAAGCUCAAUCUCAUGCAGACGAAGAGGCAGAACAAUCACUUCAGCAGCAACGCCGGAGAAAUAUUGAGGAAGAAGAUGUGGUGGGGUUUGGCGAUGACACCGCAAAAUUGGUCGAUCAGCUUCUCGAUCAAGGCAGAUUACAGCGCGAGGUAAUUUCAAUCAUAGGCAUGGGUGGUUUGGGAAAGACCACACUUGCCAGGAAAAUUUAUAACAAUUCUGUAAUCAAGAAUCAUUUUGAUCAUUGUGUAUGGGUUAAUGUAUCUCAAGAAUACAAAACCAGAAUGUUGAUUCUUGAUAUAUUGAAGUGUGUUGGGCAAGUAUCAGACGAAACAAAUAAGAUGUCUGAUGAACAACUCAAAGGCGAAUUGCGUGAAAAGUUGAAAGGAAAGAGGUAUUUUGUCGUCAUGGAUGACGUGUGGAAACCUCAGUUUUGGGAUGAGAUAAGAACAUGUUUUCCCAACGACUCAAAUGGAAGCAGGAUAUUAAUCACUAGUCGGGAAAAAGAAGUUGCUUCAAAUGCUAGCUCAACUCCUCCUUAUUUCUUACCUUUUCUUGAUGAGGAAGCGAGUUGGGAACUCUUAUGCAAGAAGGUGUUUCGAGGAGAAAAAUGUCCUUCAAAUCUGGAAAGUCUCGGGCGGCAACUUGCAGAAAGUUGUAAAGGCUUACCACUUUCUAUCGUGGUAUUGGGAGGUAUUCUGGCAAACAAAGAGAAGACACACCAAAGAUGGUCCAAUUUUAUCGGCAAUGUCAAUUGGUUCCUCAUCAACGAUGACGACAGCAAGCGUUGUUCAGAUAUUCUUGCUCUGAGCUACAACCACUUGCCACGUAAAUUGAGACUAUGUUUCUUGUAUGUUGGUGUCUUCCCUGAAGAUUUUCUGAUCCCUGCAAGGGAUUUAAUUCAAUUGUGGGUUGCUGAAGGAUUCAUAUCUGUUCAAAAUGGCAGAAGAAAUAUGGAUGAAAUUGAUGUUGCUGAAAACUACUUGGAAAAGCUCAUCGAUCGAAGUUUGAUCCAGAUAGCAAGUAGGAGAAGCGACGGAGGUGUGAAGUCGUGCCGUAUCCAUGACCUCCUAAGAGACUUGUGCAUAAAGAUGAGUUCUCAAGAGAAAUUUUACGAGGUUCAUGUGAAUAGUGCUUACGUUAGACGUUCCUUAAAUAAUAGAAGGAUCCCUCGGCGAUUAUCCAUACAAGGUAACAUUGAUUUUGAUAGCAUUUCCUCCACAAGCACUAGCAAUAAUUCAAGUUCUGUUGGGUCUUUGUUGUUAUUUACCUCAGAUUUUCGUUUCAACCAUUUGAAAUGGGCUUCGAAGAACUUUAGGUUUAUCCGGUUGUUGUCUGUUGUGGUUAAUGAUUUAAAUCUUGAUCUUAAUUUUCCUAAGGAAGUAGGACAGCUAGUAUUUCUAAGAUACCUUAAAAUAGUACGUUGGCAAGGAGGAUCUGCAUAUGGUGUUUGGAAAUCAUUUCCUUCUUUUAUAUGCAAGCAUCCAUAUCUUGAAACAAUUCAUGUGCAAGGAUGGACUGAUAUGAGCAUUCCAAAUGAGAUAUGGAUGAUGAAGCAAUUAAGACAUCUCUAUAUAUCUUAUGGAAUAGAAUUAAAACCACCUUCAAAAGUUGGUCACACUUUAAGCAACCUCAAAGUCCUUUCCCUUGUACAUGUUGAUAAGAAAACUUCCAUUCUCUUUCAAAAAUCUUUGUUCCCAAAUUUGAGAAAACUGCAUUUAGGUAGACUGUUUGAGGGUGUGAUGGAUGAAUCUAUGGUGUCGGAAAUAUUGGCAAGUCUAGAGUCUUUGCGAAACCUACAGACCUUGAAAUUGAUAAUGUUCAAAUUUGGGCAACGGUUGGAUUUGUUCUCAUCGUCAUCAUCAUCAUCAAAACUCACCAAGAUUACAUUUGAAGACUGCGAAUUCUUGGACCCAAACCACUUUAUGGGAAGUCUUGGGAAACUUGCCAACUUACAGAUCCUAAAGAUUAACAGAUGUGAUAUGUCGUCUCGGCAGCUACAUUUCAUGGCGGGUGAAUUUCCACAGUUGGAAGUCUUUAAAAUGAUUGGUUUAAGAGAUAUUGAAGCGUGGGAACUCGAGACACAUGCAAUGCCCAACCUUCAGCAUCUGGUUAUAAAAGGAUGUACAAGCUUGAGAAACCUUCCUGAUGAACUCUGGAGCUUGGCUAACCUCAGAAUGGUACAGGUAUCGGACAUCGAAACAGAUUUGAAGGAGAAGCUCGUGAUCAAGCAAUCAGAGAUGAAGGAGAAUGGAUAUUCUUGCAAACUCCUCAUAAAUUGA
This is a messenger RNA of Ziziphus jujuba (common jujube), 2673 nucleotides long. RefSeq names its product disease resistance protein RPP13-like. Gene Ontology annotation, biological process: defense response to other organism. Gene Ontology annotation, molecular function: ADP binding. The coding region runs from base 1 to 2673 and encodes 890 amino acids. The transcript has a single exon. The record is from RefSeq and is a predicted model, not a curated record. NCBI's taxonomy places the organism in Eukaryota, Viridiplantae, Streptophyta, Magnoliopsida, Rosales, Rhamnaceae.